Abrus precatorius (Indian licorice) is the source of this 2915-nucleotide messenger RNA. Its product is annotated as probable E3 ubiquitin-protein ligase RHC2A. Lineage: Eukaryota; Viridiplantae; Streptophyta; Magnoliopsida; Fabales; Fabaceae. Gene Ontology annotation, cellular component: cytoplasm. Gene Ontology annotation, molecular function: ubiquitin protein ligase activity. The coding region runs from base 290 to 1417 and encodes 375 amino acids. The transcript has a single exon. Gene Ontology annotation, biological process: protein ubiquitination. The record is from RefSeq and is a predicted model, not a curated record.
GUUCCACGCGACACAUGAACCUGCCGUCGCCCCCCCCUCUCUCUCUCUCUCUCUUCUCUCCGAUGGAAGAAACCCUCACAUAGAGAGAAACACACAUACACACAUUCAAUUCAAUUCCUCAACCACCCCUUUCACUCGCCACAACCAAAACCAUUAACACCCCACGAUCCCACCCUUUUCCUCAGUUUUUUUUUUGUUGCAAAAAAUCGUGUUUUUUGGGUUCGUAACAGAAUCUGGUGAAAAUUUUGAAUUGUGGGUGUGGAUCAAGUUUCGAUCUUGCGGGAUCUAGAUGAUGUCUUCGGGGACAUCCUCGUAUUGGUGUUACAGAUGCAGUCGAUUCGUGAGCGUGUGGCGACAAGACACGGUGGUUUGUCCCGAUUGUGACGGCGGGUUCAUCGAGGAAAUUGAGCAUCCGGCGCGUUCCGUACACGUCGACGGCCGCCGGCGAAGGUUUCCGGCUGCGGCGAUGUACAUGAUUGGCCAACGCCCAAAUUUCGAUCAGAAUUCCCGCCCUUCUCUCCGGCGAAGCCGCCGGAAUGGUGGCGACCGGUCGCCGUUCAAUCCGGUGAUCGUGCUCCGCGGCGGCGCGGUGACGGAGGAGGGAGGAGAGAGUCGUGGGUUUGAGCUUUUCUAUGAUGAUGGUGCUGGUUCUGGUCUUAGGCCUUUGCCUCCAAGCAUGUCAGAGUUUCUUCUUGGAUCUGGUUUUGAUAGGCUUUUGGAACAGCUUUCUCAGAUUGAGAUAAACGGUAUUGGGAGGUAUGAACAUCCUCCUGCUUCAAAAGCUGCCAUUGAUUCAUUGCCCACUAUUGAGAUUGAUGAGAGUCAUUUAGCAAUGGAAUCACACUGUGCUGUUUGUAAGGAGCCUUUUGAGUUGAACACUGCGGUUAGGGAAAUGCCUUGUAAGCAUAUAUACCAUCCUGAUUGCAUAUUGCCGUGGCUUGCACUUCACAAUUCUUGCCCCGUUUGUCGCCAUGAGUUACCUUCUGAUGCCCCAAAUCCACCUCCUUCAGGGCAAAAUUUAAGCUUAAAUGAGGAAGAGAAUGUGGGGUUAACCAUUUGGAGGUUACCUGGUGGAGGGUUUGCUGUGGGAAGGUUUUCUGGUGGGAGAAGAGGUGGAGAGAGGGAGCUUCCUGUUGUUUACACUGAAAUGGAUGGUGGGUUUAACAAUGGUGGUGAACCUAGGAGGAUUUAUUGGUCUUCUAGAGGGAAUAGAGGGAGAGAGAGAGGGAGGUUGAGUAGGUUUUUUAGCAAUUUGUUUGGUUGUUUCAUGGUUGGAGUUAGAACUCAGCGUUCUGAUUCUAGUGGAGAGUCUCGGUCUAUGAGGGCAAGUUCAUCAUCUCGUUCUAGUGUUGAUCCUUCUCCACGUUCACGUAGGACUUGGUCUAUGGAUGUGAAUAGUGGAAUGAGGCAAUGGUAACUUGAGGGAGGAUAAAAAUCUUAACUUUGUUUAUGGGUUCCCCAUAUAAGGCAAGGGAAAGUUCUGUUUUAUGUCUUGGUCAAAGUGUACAUAAUGGGAUUGAAUCGAGUCGAGUCGAUGAUGCAAUUCAAUCUCGGGUUCAUGUGAAUGUGAUUCUCACAUUUUGAGCUGCAGAUGAAUGGAGAAUUGUGUGGGAAUUGGAACCCGGUGUUGGGUGGGGAACUGUUGUGUUAGCAAUAUCCAUUGUGGACAAGAAGUGAAAGCUAUGGGAGAAAGCUGUUGAAGAGAGGAGAUAGAGGGAGAACCUGUGCGGUAUUUGUGUAUCUUUUGGUUUUUGGGGGGAAGGGGGAGGGGACAUAAUGAUCAACCAGUACCUUCAUUCCACUUUGAUAAUGAACUGAAGCACCUUCAUAUUACUUUUUUAUUUUAUGUUUCUUCUUUCUCAUCAUUGGUAAACUUAAGAAGCUAGCUUCAGUUUAUGAUCCUUCAAAUUCUUGUCAUAUUAUGUCAUUGGUUUUUUUUUUUUCCAAGGAAACAUAAGUUCAAAUGCACGGUAAGUAUAUUGCCUUGAAUUGGUUUUGUUGAUGAUGACUUAUUUAAUUUGAUGCUGAAAUGUAUGUCGCUUUUACCGCACUACAUUUGUGUAGUUUUCCUACUUAACAAAACAAUUGAUUCUUUAUUUCUUAACAAUAAUUUGUCUGCCUUUAAUUGAGUUUGUCUCCAUCUGCUUUAGCUUUAGUUCCCCAUUUUAUGGAUCAAGUAGCAGCAUUUAACUUUCUAUGGUCCAAUACCUAUAGAACAUUAAAUAUUCUAAUACUAUAUUGAUACUGUAGUUCAGUAUAAUUAGGACACAUGAAUUUUGUCCAUGGAAAUUCCGGGUGAAAUGAACAUAUUCAGGAGCGAAAUGGAUUUGGAUUUUUUCUUCUGUUAUUGAGUAACAGAGUAGGGCUAUAUCAAAAGAGGAUCCGAAUCUCUCUUGUGUGUGAACCCAUCAUCGACUUUGUGCUUCACACAUUUUAGAAUACAUACAUCAUUCUCUUCAACUCUUCUUGUUAGGGAAAAUAAUCAAAUCAGCAAUUUUGUGUGGCUAGUGAUUUAAGGAUUUAGACACCUGAGUAACAUUUCUCAGCCAUAUAUGAAUAUAAUGUGUUGAGUCCUAAUGCUUAACCCAUCACUCUAUAUUAACAUUGUACAUCGCGGCUUUUAUGAUUUUAUCAGAUUUCCUUCAAAUUGUCGUUCCUACCCUUUAAGAAUUCGUACUAUUUUAUAGCAAUGAGUAGUGGGCUCUAUAUAUAUCGAGCAUUGGCGUCUACCAAUUAUCAUGAGGGUAGAACGGCACCAAAUAAGCCCUUCUAACCAAACCAGAUAAGUUUGAUUUCUUUACCUUUGAGUAAUGAUACUCUUAAUAUUAUUAUUUUUUACGAUUCUUACAACGUAGAGAGACAGGGAGAGAAAGAAGGAUGAAUGUGAUGAGAGAAAAACGAGUGGGAUGAAAUUU